UAUUAGAUUGGGCCUUACUAAUUGUAUAUUUCUUGUAAUUAUGGGCUAAGGGCUCUACUUAAUUAGAUAGCUAAUGUGUAUAUAUAUAGGGGUCUCGGCUCAUUGUAAAGGCAGAGGAUUAAUUUCCAUUUAAUAAGAUUAUUUGCUUCCUAUUUUAAGAUGGUAUCAGAGCCCUGGUAGGUCUGCGUCGCUCAUCGGCAAUCUCCGCGGAAGGCACCAGCGAGCCAGAAGCAGAGCUUCGACAUGAGUGAUCCCACCUCCGUUUAUUACUUGGGUUCCGGCGAUCAACCCGGUAACCAAAUUACUCACGUUGUCUUUAAAGGGGACAAUUAUGUGGCGUGGUCUCGGGCGAUUGCAUUAGCCCUCAAGGCUCGCCGAAAAUAUGUGUUCGUCGAUGGAACACAGAAGAAGCCGACUGAUGAGGCGCAGCUAUCCAACUGGGAGACGGUGAACUCUAUGGUCGUCUCGUGGUUGCUGCGAUGUAUGGACCCGGCGUUAGCAGCUUCCAUCCCGUUCCACGAUGAAGCACGCGCGUUGUGGUUAUACUUGGAAAACCGGUUCAGCGUUGCCAAUGGUCCGAGGCUGCAGCAGCUUCGGUCCUUCAUCACAAACUGCCGGCAGACAAAGGGAAUGACAGUGGACGGAUACUACACGACAUUGAUGAGUUAUUUUGACGAACUGAACCGGUUGAAGCCAUUGCACGUGUGCACUUGUGGCCACUGUACCUGCGGGCUUGCUGCAAAGUUUGCAGCCGAUAGAGAUGAAGAAAAACUGCAUCAAUUCUUAAUCGGAAUUGAUGACGAAGUAUACGGGACGGUACGGUCCAAUCUGCUCUCACAUACUCCGUUGCCAGACUUGAACAGGGCUUAUCAAGCCUUCAUCCAAGAAGAAAACUCGCGGGCAGUGGCUCGCGGAAGGGCCGGUGAAAUUGAUACCCAGGCUUUUGCACUUCAAGUAGAUAGGCACGCCAAAGGGAAACAAGAGAAGCUGGACCGAACUAAACUGAUGUGUACUCACUGCAAAAAGAAAGGACACGAUGUCGGGUCUUGUUUCAAGUUGUUGGGGUACCCAGAAUGGUGGGAGGAUCGGAACCGAACAAAUAAUGGAGCUGCUGGCCGUGGAGGGGGGGUCAAGACGCACGCCGUUAUCACGACUGGUGAAGGUUCAUCCUCUACGGCUGAGGCGACCGGACUGCCCUCAUUGAGCAAGGAACAGGUUCAAGCUUUGCUGAGUUUAAUUAAUGCUGAAACUCGCUCAUCCGAUCGUAUGGCAGGACCGUCCCUCGAGGAACCUGAUUGGAGCCGGUGAGAGACGGGAUGGGCUUUAUUAUUUCUGCAGAGUACCUGUGUUGCAUGUUGUCCACACGUCAGAUUUACCUGCGUUCGAACUGUGGCAUCGGCGUUUGGGGCACCCGUCUGAUCGUGUUAUUAAAUUAUUGCCUACUAUUUAUAAUAAUUCUUCUACCAAACGUUUGAAUAAACCUUGUGAGGUGUGUCCGCAAGCCAAGCAAGUGCGUGAUUCUUUUCCUAUCAGUAG
Messenger RNA from Cuscuta epithymum, 1536 nucleotides. NCBI's taxonomy places the organism in Eukaryota, Viridiplantae, Streptophyta, Magnoliopsida, Solanales, Convolvulaceae. The record is from the annotation of a GenBank genome assembly.